UAAAGAAAGAACUGUCAAGAAUCCAGACAGAACUGAGCACUACAAACCAAGUCUUCAAUUUUCGAAUGAUCAAAUGGAAGAAAUUUCUACAAAACUUCCAGUGGACAAGGCCGAGUUGAAAAACUACUUUCCAAAGUCUUGGUGUGAAAAAUAUGGAGAUGUAGUGCUGGAAGUGGUGAAGAAAGAAUUCAAAGAGCAUGUUGGAGAAAUGGAAAACAUGAGAAGCAAUGCUAGAGAGAAGCACAGCAACAACAGAUCAAAGCGUUGGGCAACCUUUGAUGAAGAUGGAGAAAAUUUUCACCCAAAUCUUUUUGCUCAUCCUCAUCAACAUCAUAGUAAUAAUAAUAAUAUCAACCCAUUUGGGAGCAGUACCAUCAAUCCAUUUUCUCAUAGUAAGUGGAAUUGAUUAAGCAUUGAUGCCUCAAUGAAUUAUAGGGUAAAUGUGUAUUCUUGCUGUUGAAAUAUUCUUCGAGAAGCACUCAAUACCCUUAACCUAUUAGAUAGAAUAUUUUUGUCCUUGUCAUUAAAUUGUCAUUAAAUUCUUUAAUAGUUAAUUUUAGAAUAUCAAUUAGCAUUUUCUAACAGUCAAUAUUGAAAAUUUGAUGAUAAGGGCAAAAAAUAAUCCGUUUUAAUUUCUUCAAAAAUACUCCUUAGAGAAUAUUUUAAAAACAAAAAUAUACAUUUACUCAUGAAUUAUGGCAAGCUUGCCUUGUAACCAUAAUAUCUUCGUGUUCAUGUUUAGUAGGCCCACCCAAAAGGAAUUGUGAUUAAUUGAUUACUAUUAAUAUUUACAUCUAUUGUAAGAACUGAAGAACACUGUUCUU
Molecule: messenger RNA, 824 nt
Organism: Prosopis cineraria
Lineage: Eukaryota; Viridiplantae; Streptophyta; Magnoliopsida; Fabales; Fabaceae
Exons: 3
Coding region: 74-406 (110 amino acids)
Source: RefSeq, a predicted model, not a curated record